AUGCUGCGGCGAAGCAUCCCAUACAUCACAAGAUGCCGCAACAUAGGCAGCUCUAUCAAAAAUGCGAAGGAAGAGCCGUUAAGCUCGAAAGUUUCGGAAAUCUUCCGUAAAAUAGUCUCUCCGCAAAAGCUUCCACUUUCCGUGCCUCUCCCAAUGGAAUCCACGUCUUCUGGCGCCACGGAAACAGUGAAGGGAAGUCCUUCAAAGGAAAGAAAUUCGAAAAUAACGACACUUUCUAACGGAUUGAGAGUCUGCACAGAAGACACCUACGGCGAUUUCGUGACGAUCGGAGUCGCAGUCGACAGCGGAUGCCGAUUCGAAAACGGAUUUCCGUUUGGAGUCUCUCGAGUCGUCGAAAAACUUGCUUAUAAUGUAAGAAUCAGCUAUAUAUUUCCAAACUUCACUACGAAAUUGAAUUCCAGACAUCUGAAAACUUCCCAGAUCGUGACGCCGUUUACUCGUCUCUAGAGGAAAGUAGUGCAAUCGUGGAUUGUCAAAGCACUCGGGACACGAUAAUGUACGCGGCGAGUUGUCAUCGUUCCGGAGUGGAUCCAGUGGUCCGCGUGAUCGCCGACUCGAUCUGGCAUCCGAUCGUCGACGAACAAUCCCUUGAAUCUGCAAAACUGACAGUCUCCUACGAGAACUUGGAUCUGCCGAAACGGAUCGAAGCCAUCGAGAUUCUGUUGGCCGACUGGAUUCAUCAGGCCGCUUUCCAGCACAAUACGAUAGGAUACUCUAAAUACGGGCAUACUGAACAGCAGAUGAACAAAAUUCGCAUUUCCGACGUCUACUCGUUUUUGAGCAGAGCUCACACUCCCGACAGAAUGGUUGUUGGAGGUGUCGGUGUGAAUCACGACGAGUUCGUCUCAAUAAUCCGUGAACAUUUCGAGAGUGAAAGUCACAAGCCUAUAUGGAGCCGCAAUCCUUCGCUCCUUCCCUCAAAGAUACCGGAGAUCGACCCGUCGCGCUCUCAAUAUACGGGCGGCGAGGUCCGAAUGCAAACCGAUCUGACGCCGUUGACGAUCGGAAAACCGUACCCGCUGCUCGCGCAUGUCGUGCUCGGACUCGAAGGAUGCAGCUACAAAGACGAGGACUUCGUUCCGUUGUGCGUGCUUCAAUCGCUGCUCGGAGGGGGCGGAGCGUUCUCGGCCGGCGGUCCCGGCAAGGGAAUGUACGCGCGAAUGUACACGGAGCUGAUGAACCGCAACCAUUGGAUGUACAGUGCGGUCGCCCACAAUCACUCUUAUUCGGACGGCGGCCUCUUCACAGUCUCGGCCAGUGGACCGCCCGGAAAUAUCAACGACGCCCUGAUCCUUCUCGUCCAUCAGAUGCUUCAAUUGCAGUACGGCGUCGAUAAGACCGAGUUGGCGAGGGCGAAAACGCAGUUGAGGAGUCAUUUGAUGAUGAAUUUGGAAGUUCGGCCCGUUUUGUUCGAGGAUAUGGUCAGGCAAGUCCUGGGACACGGAGAGAGGAAGCAGCCGGAGGAGUACGCAGAGAAAAUUGGUAAUUUUUAGCCUAAAUCGUUGGAAAAUGUUGUUAAGUUAUUUUUUUUCCAGAAAGAGUAACAAACAAGGACAUGUUACGGGUAACCGAACGUCUCUUCUCAUCGAAACCGUCGCUGGUCGGCUACGGAGAUCUUGCCCAGCUCGCCGACUACACAUCGCUGGAUCAGGCGGUCGCCAAGAGGGAUUUGAAAUAUCUGUUCAAUAACUAA
Messenger RNA from Caenorhabditis sp. 36 PRJEB53466, 1714 nucleotides. The record is from the annotation of a GenBank genome assembly. NCBI's taxonomy places the organism in Eukaryota, Metazoa, Nematoda, Chromadorea, Rhabditida, Rhabditidae.